Molecule: messenger RNA, 766 nt
Organism: Equus quagga
Lineage: Eukaryota; Metazoa; Chordata; Mammalia; Perissodactyla; Equidae
Gene: RERGL
Product: RERG like
Exons: 5
Coding region: 42-656 (204 amino acids)
Molecular function (GO): GTPase activity; GTP binding
Source: RefSeq, a predicted model, not a curated record
UCCAGAAGACAGGACUGAACAAGGAGUAUAAGUAAAGCAAGAUGAACGAUGUGAAACUUGCUGUCUUGGGUGGUGAAGGAACAGGCAAAUCUGCCCUCAUAGUAAGGUUUCUUACCAAGCGAUUCAUUGGAGAAUAUGCUUCUAAUUUCGAAUCUAUCUAUAAUAAGCAUUUGUGUUUGGACGGGAAGCAACUUACUCUAGAAAUAUAUGACCCUUGUUCUCAACCACAGAGAGGAAAAUUUUCCCUCACAAGUGAGCUGCAUUGGGCAGACGGGUUUGUUAUUGUGUAUGACAUCAGUGACAGAUCUUCCUUUGCUUUUGCAAAAGCACUGAUCUACAGAAUUCGGGAGCCACAAACUAGUCAUUGUAAACGAACGGUGGAAUCAGCAGUGCUUUUGGUUGGUAACAAACAAGAUCUCUGUCAUGUGCGAGAGGUUGGCUGGGAAGAAGGGCAGAAACUGGCACUGGAUAACCGAUGCCAAUUCUGUGAACUGUCUGCAGCAGAGCAGUCUCUGGAGGUAGAAAUGAUGUUUAUCAGAAUUAUCAAAGAUAUCCUGACAAACUGCAAACUCAAAGAAAAGAGAAGACCCAGUGGAUCUAAAUCAGUGGCCAAAUUGAUCAAUAAUGUAUUUGGAAAGAGACGGAAGUCUGUUUAGUAGACAUGUGACCAUAUAUCAGAGAGUUUCAAACAUUCAUAUGAUAAUUAAAUUUUCCCUUUCUAUGCAAUUAAAAAAAUAAUUCUCUGAGAUAUAAAAUAAUUGAACAU